AUGACACUGAAAACUUUUAUUGUUUUAAGCACUUUCUUCUCGACAACUUUUUCUAUUACAAAAAUCAAGACAGUGAAUGUUGAUCGUAACGGUUUUAUAUAUUCCGAGGGUUAUCCAAAUCAAUAUGUGACAGGAAAUGGUCCAUUAGAUUAUUACGAUUGGAUGAUCGCAUCGAAGAAUUGGUUGAAUCUAGUCGUUUUCUUUGAUCGUUUGGAUUUAAAUGAGAAGGAUGUCUUACAAUUUUGCACUUCUGAUCAAUAUUAUAGUUGCUUAGACUCGACGGGCAAAUGCGCGGGUUGUGUGAGUAAACCUUCUCCAUUUUGGUAUCCAGAAAUGGGUCCAAUGUUUGCCUAUUAUCGACCUUUCUCUAAUUCAUCAAUUAUUACAAGAAAUGGUUUCCAUGCGGCUAUCGUUGAAGUCGAUCCUAAUUCGGAGAGUUAUUUCACUUGUGGACAAACGUAUGAUAUCAGUGCGACGAAUUCGCAAACAUAUUUUGUUUCACAAGGCUAUCCAUCAAUGACAACAAAAUUGCAAAGAUGUGCGACGGACAUUGUGUCAACGAAUGCAAUUCGAGUUCGCGUCACUGAUUGGGAGUUCAAUCUAAGCGAUACAUUCAGUAUUUAUGGAAAUGGAAUCGAUGGAACUUUUCAAAACAUUACAUUUCGAGACGGCGAUUGGGCACAAAGCGUGCAAACGAUUUAUUUUUUGAGGAAAGCCACCAUCGAUUUCCAAAUGCAACAAGGGACUUACGAGGGAUUGAACUUUUUUACUCUUUACGCUGAACCGUUCAAUGUAACCACUCCAACUUGUCUCUCCUUUGGACAACAAGAUUUUGUCGAUCAGGAAUUCGAGAUCUACACACCGAACUACUUUUUGGAUACUUUUGAGAAUUAUCCAAACAAUAUGUUGUGCACUUGGAGGAUUUCGGGAAUCACUGGUGAAUCGCAGAUGAUUUUGGAGAUUGUGGGAAUCGAGAUGGAAGAGGGGGCCGACUUUUUCUCGUCUACCGAAUUUGAUUUUAAGAUUUCCACAAUUGAUGAUGACUUUAACAGAUAUAAGAUUGGAAACACUUUGAAAAACGCUUCCUUUCAAAUCACCUCCGAUGCACUAGAAAAUGGGCUUGGUGUGUACGCGAAAUUGCACAUUCUCGAUUGUACAUGUACUGGUGGAAAUUACACAAUUGACUCGAAAAAUUCGACUUAUCGUUUCCGUAUGCCGAUCGAUGUUUCAGGAAAUAGUCGAACGGAAAGCUAUUGCAGAAUGAGCACCACUUGUGAUUGGGUAUUCAAAGUGCAAUCAAAUCAGAAUGUCACCUUGCAAUUCACUCAAGUAGAUGUUGGUUACGGUGAUGUGCCGAAUGUUUAUGUUGAUGGGAAAUUCGUGAACACUGUUUAUGAUGCUCAGACAUUCAAGUUUACGAAUAAAUCGCAAAUCGAGAUCAGUUGGGAGGCGGUGCUCGAUUCAGUGGACAGCGAGAAUCCGUUUCCAACUGGAUUUCACUUUAUCAUCUAUAUUGGAGACACUCCAAUGCCAGAACAAACAACAACAACAACAACAGCAACAACAACAACACAAAGCACUUCCACAAUCACUUCCACAAUCACUUCAACACAAAUCAUCACAAGAAACUCAAGUCCGGCACAAACAAAGACGACAACUUCUGCUACUUCAACCCCAACAACUUCCAUCUCAACUUCCAUCGUCUUCCUCAAAACAUCUCUAUUACUCUCCAUUUGGUUACUUUUAGUAAAUGUU
Mesorhabditis belari is the source of this 1755-nucleotide messenger RNA. NCBI's taxonomy places the organism in Eukaryota, Metazoa, Nematoda, Chromadorea, Rhabditida, Rhabditidae. The record is from the annotation of a GenBank genome assembly.